Molecule: messenger RNA, 1137 nt
Organism: Phytomonas sp. EM1
Lineage: Eukaryota; Euglenozoa; Kinetoplastea; Trypanosomatida; Trypanosomatidae
Source: the annotation of a GenBank genome assembly
UUUCAAGCGAUCAUCAUUAUUUCUAUCUUCCACUCCAAACAUGAUCUACGAAGGUGUCUUGAAGGGUCACCGCGACUGGGUUACCUCCCUCGCGUGCCCCCAGCAGGCGGACUCCCCUAUUAAGGUGGUGUCGGCGUCGCGCGACGGGACCGCCAUGUCGUGGGUCGCCAACCCGGACCGCCACAGCAUCGAGAGCGACAACGCGAUUCCGGACCGCCGUCUGGAGGGCCACACCGGCUUCAUCUCGUCCCUGUCCCUGGCGCACACCAGCCAGUUCGCCGUCACCUCCUCCUGGGACCGCUCGCUGCGGCUGUGGAACCUGCGCACCGGGCAGUGCGAGCACAAGUUCCUCAAGCACACCAAGGACGUCCUCGCGGUCGCUUUCUCGCCGGAUGACCGCCAGAUCGUCUCCGGCGGCCGGGACAACGUCAUCCGGGUGUGGAACGUGAUGGGGGAGUGCAUGCACGAGCUCACGAACGACGGUCACGAGGACUGGGUCAGCAGCCUGUGCUUCAUUCCCAACCAGGACGAGCCGGUACUCAUCUCCGGCGGGUGGGACCACAAAGUCAAGGUAUGGGAACUCACCAAGGGCAAGUGCCGCCGCACGAUCGACAAGCACAAGAGCCAAGUCACAGACGUCGCCGUGUCACCGGAUGGCUCACUCUGCGCCUCCGGUGACAAGGAGGGGGUCGUGUGCCUGUGGGGACUCGCCAAAGACGAGCACAUCGUUAAUAUUAACCUCGAAUCCCCGAUCAACCAGAUCGCCUUCUCGCCGAGCCGCUUCUGGAUGUGUGUGGCAAGCGAGAGGAAUGUCCGCGUGUACGAUCUGGAGGCGAAUAGUAUUAUCAUCGAGCUCACCCCCGAGUCCACCUCGAAGCGCGCCCCGGAAUGCAUCUCCAUCGCCUGGUCCGCGAAUGGGAACACGCUGUACACGGGCUACACUGACAAUCUCAUCCGCGUCUGGUCUGUCAGCGAUAUUUAAGGAGUAAUAAAUAAGACAGAAGCGCCACCUCCCUGACCUCGGGGCAUGCGAUCUCGGUGUGCUGACCUUGGAGGGAGAAUGAUUUUUCGCUUGUUAACAAGAAUUGGUUUACCUUAAUUUCAUUUCAUAAUUGAUAAUAAUAAAAAAAGUGAAAA